GAGAAAACGGCUUCCAUACUGUGCCGACGAUCACCGAAAGAGGAAAGACCAGAAAAGGAAAAAUAAAGAUAAAAUGGGUACCGGCAUUGUCCACAUGGAGUCCCAACUUGAUGGGAAGAAGAAACCUCCCUUCAAAAGAAACUAUUUGGCAUGCUUGAACUGCCGUACAAGGAAGGUGAAGUGUGAUCUAGGAAGUGUUGAAAACCCCCACGACCCACCGUGUGCUAGAUGCAAACGAGAACGAAAAGAGUGUGUCUUCAUAGAGUCCAAGAGAGGAUCCAGCAAGAUCAAAGCUCACAACUCCUACACUCCGCAGCAAUCGUCAAUAUACAACAAGUCAUCUUCCACAGCCCAGGAUAUAUCCAUCAACCCAAUUCUGCCGCUUCCGUCGCCCUAUUUCCACUCGAAAUCUAUACCCCUUCUAGAUUCAAACAAGAGUCCCAUGACAGAUUACCCAAAAUCACCGUCCUUAUCUCAGUCUUCGACUCCUUCGUCGAUGAACCCCAACCCGCUGCUAUUGAACAAAACCCUCUCAACCUCUUUUCAUAACAGGAAACCAACAUCUUUGACUUCUCGUAAUAGCGUAAACUUCUCUGAUUCUCAAAAUGAGAAAGAGGAUGCGAAUGACUCGACAUAUGAUCACGAGAAGACCGCAUUGAAAAGCGAAAGACUAUCCUCAAAACCUUCUGACUCCAAUCUUCCUUCGAUAACCUCUUCGAUACAAAGCCUUACAAACAAUGCAACCAUGAUCUACUUGGCACAUGUUGCAGGUAAAGUCGCCCAUGCUGAUAGUAGAGAUCAUAUCGACGGUGCAGAAAGAUUAUCUCAGUUGGAAAGAUCGGUUCCUAUACCCAGAUCGUUGUCCAGCAGUAACACAAAUAACUUAGAUGACUCAAGAAGGGGGUCAUACUUUGAUCAGUCAUCUGAUUCGAAAAACUCGCCCUCUCAUAUAGGAGAUACCGAACCAAUUUUAGAUAGUUUUGGACAUGACAAUUCAUUAUACCCUGUUUUACGUGAAGAUAGAUUGACUGUACCACCCCUAACAACUUCCCAAAGCAUGAGACAAAGGCCAUCAGGGGCUUUGGCAGACAUUGAGUACAUAGCGUCUUCUAGCGAUCUCAAAGAUGCCCACUCUCAAUUUAUACUAACAGAAAUAGAAGCCAAAAGACUAAUCAAAAUAUUUUUUGUUACAAUGCAUCCGUUUUACCCCUACAUACCUAAAAUGCUACGAGAUCCUGAUACAUUAGCAGGUUACCCAAUGCUACUAUGCGCUCUACUGGCUAUUAGUUCUCGAUAUAAUCCUCUUCCAGACAAAAUGGGUGCUUGGGAUGACAUUUCCGAUGAUGAUACUACAAAGAGAAAGCUUGAACGUGGCGAAAAGGAUAUACAUGUCAACUCAAGUAAUGGUGAAAGACAUUUGGCCGUUCAUGAACAGCUUUGGAUUUAUUGCCAACGAUUAAUGAGUAUGACGGUGUGGGGAGAGUCUUCUAGCAGAAGUGUUGGUACUUUGCUAACUUUUCUGAUGUUUACCGAAUGGAAUCCUCGUGCAAUUCAUUUCAGGUGGGGUGAUUAUGCCAAUAGUGCACAAGAUGACUCUUUAGCAAACAAAAAAUUUGACCGGAGUAAAAAUAAAAAUGUGGGAAUAAACUCAAAUGGUAAAACUAAAAAUAAGGCAAAUGGCCGUAGUGAUAGUAAUUCCAUUAAGACCGAAGAUGACAAUGACAACGAUGAAGAGUUCGCAGGAUUGAGUGCGAUGAAGCGUAGUGAAAUAAUGUCUUUUAUGUUGAUUGGAACAGCAACAAGAUUGUCGUUUCUACUUGAUACAGAUCCUUUGAUUUUCAUUGCUACCCAUGUCUCUGAAACACAUAUUGCUGUUGGUUUGAAUAAGAAAUCAAUGCUACAACAGACAUUAAGUGAGGUCGAUGUUAAUGAUCCAGCAUAUCAAUUUUCCCACUAUCAAAAGGCAAACCUAGAACUCUUACAAUUCUUUUCACUGUGUUAUGAAACACUUUACGGUACUAGGCCAAAAUUCAUUAGCUUGGACAAGUAUCAAACGUUGGCGAUCCUAGACAUUCUAUCUCCAAUAUUGGAAAAUUGGUAUAGGAAGUAUUAUAAACUUUUGAAACCUUCCAACAUACACUGUGCACCAUUGGCUGCAUGCAAUGAUGAUGGGUCACCCGAUUGGCUCUACUUGAUUACGCUAAAUUCUAAGCUUGAACGUGAUUUGACCAUUAGCAUCGAGCGAGAAUCCCUUAUCUUGGAUUAUUAUUACACCAAAUUAUAUCUUUAUUCAUUGGCACUUUCGGGUGAUACUUCGGUUAAUGCAAAUUUACGAAACUCUAAGAAAGGUAGGAACUUGCGACUCGAUGAACUAGCAAGGUAUUCGAGAUAUGUUGAGUUAGCAUAUAAAGCGGCCAAGGAGGUUCUAGCAGUUAUCCAAAGAGUUAGGAAACUGAGACUAUUAAAAUAUAUGCCUGUUCGUUGGGUUACCAGAGUUAUAAAAAGUGUCUCAUUUAUUGUGAAGUGCUACUUAACACUAACUACAGAUAUUCAUACCAACACCUCCUUUGACUCCGGCACCACACACGCUGAUCAAAAACUUCCACAUCGUGAUAUCACACCAUUCGCCUCUGGCAAGAACGAUGAAGAUAUGGAUUUUUAUGGUUCUGGUGAGAAGGAAGAAAACACCAACGGAGAAAUUCUCAAAUUAAGUGUAAUUCCCCUUGAAGAAAUUAUUACUUUACUACAAAAGACAGCCAUUUGUUUGAGGUAUGCAGCUCCGGAUGAGCUUCAUUUGUGUACGAGAUAUUCCACUAUUCUCAUGUAUCUCUGCUCUCAGUUCAAGACCCAAAUGCGAGAAAGAAACGAGAAUAGAUCCAGUGUCCGAGAAUAUGAAAAAGAUACAGAGCUCGAUGUUGGUCCUAUAGAGGAAGAGAAUGAAAAUGAAAAUGAAAUUGAAAAUCAAAAUGAAAACCAACAUGACAAUACUAACGGAAAUAGCAACGAUAAUAUGAACGCAAAUGGAAACACCCAAGCUCAAAAUGGGACAGUUCCGGAAAUAAAAAAGCAAACUCUUUAUGUACCGCAAGCAUCUCAACAAGAAUUCCAACAGGAGUCGGUAGAUAAUAUGCACAAUUCUUAUUUGCAUAACCCUGAUAUCCAGAGCAAUCAAAUCUUCAACUCGUCGAUGUACCCAGGUAAUAAUAGAAGACCUAGCAUCAUGUCCUCCAAUUUUGGAAAUACGAACAAUACCGGAAACCCAUAUCAACCCAUGGACUAUGGUCUCGAAAACAUCAACUUCAGCAGUGCUAACCAACAAUUAUUUGAUGAUUUCUUCAACAAAAAUCCCAGUGAGAAGCUUUUUAACUUCUUCUCGACGAAUGAUAACAAUCCAGGUUUGGAUUUUGUGGAUCAGUUUACAAAAGAAAUCGAAAAAGACUUUUUAAGUAAAGGUGGUAAGCACUAAACCCCACAUUUUCAGGAUUGAAGAUGAUGGUAUUGCAAUGAGAUGUUUUAUUUAUCUAAUGUUAUUUAACUUUUACAUAAGUACAGAUCAGCUGAAUACUUUUUUAAACAGUUUUUUUACUGUUCCUUUUCUGGCAAGGGAAGAUUUUUUCUUUGUUGUUUUUGCAGUCAUAGUAGCAGCAGCAGCAUUGACAGCUCCGUCUGAAAUACUUUGGCCGCUUGGCUCAUCAUUAUGAACAGUUUUUCCUGUAUUGACUGUCCCCACACUUUUAUGGCUUUGUGUGAGUUUAACAUCGAGCAAAUUACUUUUUUGCUCACGAUGACUGAUGGAUGUGUACAACCCAGCCCUAGAGCCAAUGGCUGCUUCGUUAGAAGCAAUUCCACUGCUCACUUUCAAAAAUUGUCUCUUUCUAGCAAAGUCCACG
Molecule: messenger RNA, 3890 nt
Organism: Pichia membranifaciens NRRL Y-2026
Lineage: Eukaryota; Fungi; Ascomycota; Pichiomycetes; Pichiales; Pichiaceae
Exons: 1
Coding region: 74-3466 (1130 amino acids)
Biological process (GO): aromatic amino acid catabolic process; positive regulation of transcription by RNA polymerase II
Cellular component (GO): nucleus
Molecular function (GO): DNA-binding transcription factor activity, RNA polymerase II-specific; zinc ion binding
Source: RefSeq, a predicted model, not a curated record